Messenger RNA from Linum trigynum, 8822 nucleotides. The record is from the annotation of a GenBank genome assembly. Lineage: Eukaryota; Viridiplantae; Streptophyta; Magnoliopsida; Malpighiales; Linaceae.
CCCAGUAUGCUCUGACACGUAGACUCCAACCCCGCUUGUGGCUAGGGGUGUCAAUUUGGGUUCGGUUUUCAGGUUUACCCGAAACCGACCCGAUUAUAUACAUUUUUCGGUUUUUCGGGUUCGAGUUUGGGUUCGUUUCGGGUUUCGGGUUUUUUCGGUUUUGGGUUCGGUUUUGCUUAUCGGUUUUUUGGGUUCCGGCUAAAAACCUUCAAUGAAUAGAACGCAGCCCAUAUUUUUAGGCGUUCGGGUUUUUGGGUUUCGGUUUUAGUGAUUUUCGGUUUCGGGUUUUUGGGUUUUUUCGGGUUUCGGUUUGGGUAACCGAACCCGACCCGAAAUAACACCCCCUACUUGUGGCAACUCGCAACUCGCGUUCAACAGUCCUCCGAUAAGCAACAUUUAGCCUAACGUCCUACCAUAGCAAAGAGAAGAACAAUACUUUGGGAGUCAUGUCCUUCACCUUAUCUGUCACAAAAAUCAUGCAACAAACGAUAAACAUAUCCAAGGUAGUUGAGGCGCGAGUGUUGAAAAUAUGAGAAUCAGUGCAAUGCUCAUGCCUUCCUAGUCGAAGCAAGGUUAGCUCAAGUUUUAAGAAGGUUGGUUUGAGAUCCCAAAUAAGUUGUUGAAAUGAGUUGUCAAAUAUAGUUGAUUAUUGCAUACUAAAGUAAGCACUUGUGUUUUAUGGUUGUUGUCAUACUAACAUUGGUAGAGUUGUAUCUCGUAGGGCGGUUAUGUAUUCAACAAUUUGGUAUUCCAACAUUUAAACGCUAUUGCAACAUGAUGUGGUUAGUAAUACAAGAUUGAUUUAGGAUGUAAGGAUAUAAAUGUAUUUAUAUACACGUUUAAGAAUUCUCAUUUUAUGCUUGUUACACUAUAUUGAUUUAGAAAAUGCCACACAUUUGUCAAUUAAGGCUGGCUACAUAAUUUGGUUUGUCUUUAGGGUACGAUUAAAAUCAGGGAUAAAAUGUUGGAAUUCCAUUAAUAUGUUUUAUAGGGUAUGUGAUUGUAUUUGGUGCAGAAGACCACCUGAGUGGCAGGUAGCAGGUCCCGAAGUUGGCAUAUGACACGAGUGGUUCUUGUAGAUGUGGCACUAUAGCAUUGGUAUUUUUAGAUAGAGUGGAUGCAAUAGAAAUUCUUCCAUGCUCUAGGAUCACCACGUCAUUUUACUGACAUGGUACUCCCACCUAAUCAAAACCAGCCACUUGGAAAUUGAGUAAUUAAUAAAAUGCAUAAAUGGAAUGGACUCGCAUUUAAUUAGUUUCUCAAUUAAUUGGUUAAUCUUUCCUUAUUGAUUCUUUCCGUAAAUGAAUUAUCCCCUUUGAUUUCACCUUUUUUCUUCAAUUAAAGAUUUAUCUCUUCUUCUGAAUAAUAAUAAAAGAACGAAAGCAAAAAAGAAAGAAUAUAAUAGAUAAUCAACCUACCAUAAAAGCAGGAGGAAAUCAAAACUAACUCCUACAUGUCUAGUUGUAAUUGGCUCGAAGCACCACGUCUGAUAUCCAACGUGGUAAGCCGGGACUACCGAAGAAUUUCUCGUGGAUGCUUUUGUGUAGAUGUGGCCCCGUAGGUUGUUUGUUGUUGUUUUUACCAUCAUUUGCACCAAUCUGAUGGUACAAACUGUUGUUCUUGUCAUCUUGGUUAGAUUGUAUCAAAUUAUUUUUGUUUAUUAGAAACUCUAUCAAAAUCUUGUGUAAAGCUAAAAAGUGGUUCUGUAACCUCUGUACCCAAGUUAUUCUUCCCACAUUCCAAUAGUAGAUAAUCUCUAUAUUUGCUCUGAAAUCGGUAGCCUGAUUGCAUAAUUUUAAAAUGAUUUUUUUAUUAAGAUUGAUUAUCAAUUUAAUUCAUGUAUGUUACCGAAGAUUUCCGAUAAAAAAAGAAGAUUUCCAUCAUUGAUUGAAGAAGACAAAAUUAGGGAUAGUUGUUUCCUUUUUUUUCUGACCAAGAUAGAAGGUUUUGAGGGUAAAAAAGGAUAAUUAUAGGGUAGACAAUCAGCAAAUAAAUGGGGAGAUCAAUUAAAUAAUAAAUAUUCAAUAUUACAUUACAUUUAAUUCUUUCAUUCCCAUAGCCUCGAAAAAGGAAGUUUGCCGAAUAUAGGUGGUGGCAUUGGCGAGUUUCUCUAAAAAGUGGGUGUUCAGAAUUUUGUAUUUUCUUUUGCAUUAAAAAUCUUUGUAAUUUUAAAAUAUGUACCCAAAUGUUUUGUUAAGAUAUAAAGUGGCUCUGACAAAUCCAUUAUUUUUUGUACUAUCUGGAUCCAAAAAUAUGUUGAACAGACAAAAAGAUUUUGGUACUAUCUGGAUCAAAAAUAUGUUCAACAGACAAAAAGCAAUCAGAUUUCCAAGUUUAAGUUAUUUUAUUGUAACAGUGAAUCAAAGUUUUACUUACCUUUCAACCAAAAUUUUUUUUUACUUGCCUUUAAAGAAAUUAUUUAUCUAUUAAUGGCUUACCAUUAAUUAAAAUGGAAAGUAGAAGACAAAAACGUGCAGCCCUAACAGUGAAUCAAAGUUUCACUUACCUUUCAACCAAAAAAACUUUUUACUUGCAUUGAAAGAAAUUAUUUAUCUAUUAAUGGCUUACCAUUAAUUAAAAUGGAAAGUAGAAGACAAAAACGUGCAGCCUUUGGGAUUUGAACCUGUAUCCAAGGAGUCAUAUUUCCACACUAUUUCCGCUACGCCAAAUGACAUUCACUGGCUUUAAUUUGGCGUCUUAGUAAUGAUUUAAUAUUUUUAGUUUAUACGUAAUAUCUCAAACCAUUAUCGUGACUUUUGAGAUUGGGGUCUAGGUUGUUGGAUCCUUGAAGAUUAUAAAUCUUGAUCCAUAAUAACACUAAGGGAUUUGGUGUCGUAGUAUAGUGUCGUGGUAUAGUGGUCGACGUAGGACGUAUCCCCAGGCAAAAUGGCCUCGCCUACUACUUGAGCAUAAUCAUAAUCUAAGUCAUAUCCCUCACCAUAAUUAUCACAAAAAUCGUGCAACAGACGAUAAACAUAUCCAAGGUAGUUUAGGCAAGAGGGUUGAUAAUAUGAAAAUCAAUGCAAUGGGCAUGUCUUCCUAGUCGAAGCAAGGUUAGCUCAAAUUUCAAGAAGGCUGGUUUGGGAUCCUAGUUAUGUAGUGUAAUGUGAAUUGGGGAUCAUUUGUCGACCAAAUAAGUUGUUGAAUAGAAUUGGAUUAUUGCGUACGAAAGUAAGCAUUGUGUUUUAUGGUUGUUGUCAUACUAACAUUGGUAGAGUUAUAUGUCGUAGGGAGUGUGGUAGCCAUACAUUAAAUUGACUGGGCUCCUUUUUAUUUUCAAAAUGCAAAAUUUUGUUUACCUAAUGAAGUUUGAGUUAAUUGGUGUCCUUAGAUGAGCUAACAUGAACGAAAGUAUGAGGUCCUAAAUUCAAAGGAUCAUAUUAAACCUUACAUAUCUGAACGAUUUUGUUGCCCUGUUUUUUCCCCAACUGAGUCCUAUGACCCCUCUCCUCAAGAGGUGGCUCAGCCACUGCCCGUAGGGUGGUUACGUAUUCAACAAUUGGAAAAUGCAACAUUUCAACGCUUAAUUCUAACACAACGUGGUUAGUAAUACAAGAUUGAUUUAGGACAUACAACGUUUUCAACAGAUCUUGGAAUUCUCGUUGUUUACAACGUGUUAAACUAUAGGAAAUUAAAUUGAUUAAAGAAACUCCCAUUGUUUACAUAGGGAACAACUAACCAUCCCCCAUUGGCCCAUUUUCCCUCCCUGGUUUUUGUUUACAAACGAGUUAUGUUAGUAGGAAAAAAAAGAAAACAAAACAAUCCCAUUCACAGCCCUUCUCUCCCACGCGCAUUGGUCUUGGUAGUCCAAACCCUAAAUUCCAUUUUCCCCUUCCGUUCUCCCCAAUCCAGCUGCUCCCUCCUUUCCACCAUCACCAAUAUGUGAGGGGCAAAAUAGACAAAAAUGUAGGGCUAAGAACUAAAUAAAUAAGGGUGGAUGAAACCCUAGCCGUCGCUCAUUACACAUUCCCCCUCCCAUUGUUCUCAAUCACUUAUGUUCUUUCGCGAAGAACCCAAAGGAAAAAAAAUCCUACCCGCUUGCCUCUUCAUUCCUUCCUCUAUUUGCCUCCAGGCUCUCGCUUCGUUGUGAGGGGUAGAUCGAUGCUGCUCUAUCUUAAUCUUCUUCUCUGGCGCGAAAUGGGUGACGAUUUGGAGAUUGAUUUCGGGGAGACAGCUGCAAGGAGGAAGGUUCGUAUUUUACUCAAAUAGAUUUUUGAUCUUAUUCUUGGUAGCCUAAUCCCCUCGUUUGUCUCCAGUAGCCUAAUCCCCUCGUUUGUUUUUUUUUUUUUUUUGGUUUCCGGAGUGCGUUGGGCUAGAGGUAUGGUAGUGUGAGAAUGACAACAUGUAAACUUGUAAGGACAGCGCAGAAGAUCAUCAAAUGGAGUUCGGUUUUUUCAUAACGUUCGUUCUGGAAACACACGUCAUAUGGUGAUUCUUCUGGGCCGUAUUGACAUUUGCAUGUUGUCGAUCUCGCAAAAACGAAGUUCGGUGGGUUGCUUCAAUUAGUGAAAGCCGAAGUUGGCAUCUGACACGAGUUCUUCAAGUUGAUCUUGCUUCGUAGCUUGUUGACACGGUUUGUAUUAAUUUGAUUCCAAAUCUCAGUUUUUCUCUCAUGCGUGUGAGCUAAUAACUGAGUUUGGAGACUAGUUACCUAAUCCAAUCCAUUUUAUUGAUAUUCUUUUAUUUUCUUAUGAGGUUGUGUUAGCGGCAGUUCGGCGGGCAGUCCCAACAUGUAGAUGUGUCUACAAAGGGCGGAGAAGAACAUCAGAUGUAGUUGGAGUGCUCAUAAUAAAUAUUGUAAAACCAUAUUCCAUCAGGUGGUUCUUUUCCGCCCACUUGACUCCUACAUUUUGGAAUAAACUCGCAAAGGCUGCAGGAGAUUUGAAAGAUUUGAGGUUGGUUUCGUUCUAUUGUUGUUUCGUCUGUUGUUACUUUGUUGGUCCGAAUCCCUCAACUCAGAAAAUUCAUUGCUUGCAGAGUUGUGAAGGCCACUGCUGGUGCUGGAUUCGGGAGAUAGUUUAUGUACCUCUGGUUCUAUCACAAUUUUUAUGGUAUCAUUUUAUUUCCUUCCAGUUUCUAAUGUUCAUUUGAGAACACAUGUUAUGCGAAAUAUUUGGUUGAGGCUUGCGCAUAUAAUGUGAUUGCUGUCAUACGCUUUCUUGAGGGGUACUAGAGUAGAUGAUAUAGUAAGUCUGGAAUGUAUUGCAGCUAUGUAGGAGUGCUUCAUUCAUAGGAAUGCCUCAUUACUAUUUAGCUUGAAUAUGUACCAUUGGAACUACGGUAUCCUUUAUUCCUGAACCCUUCAAGAAAGUGUAUGAUAGUAAUAUGUGGUGUGCGGAAGUAUUUCAACCUAGACCAUAUAAUUUAACAAAAUUUCGUUUUGUAUAUUUUGCUUUAUGAAUAUCAUUUGUUUGAUUUGGCAUUUUUCUUUCAUUAUAUGUGCACGUCGUUGCCAUGGGGAGUGUGAAUGGAAGGAUGGAAUCUGACAUGCGAGAAGAACAUUAUCCAGAUGAGUACCCAAAGUAGGAUUUGUAUGCUUUGUUGUGGUCCCAAGCUUCCAUCGGACUUUGUUUCCUGUAUUGUGAAUGAUGCUAUUUUUGGUGUGUCUAUGCAGCAGGAGUUAAACCCCUGAAGAAUUAUGUCAAGUGAGGCCAAAAGCGAAGACACUUGUUAGGAGGAAUCGCUAUUCUCUAUGGGGUCAGACUAGUGAAGGAGAAAGAAAUUGGCCCGAUUGUGGUAGAGUCAGACUGUAAAAUGGUGAUCGAGAUACUGAAACAGGGGAAAAUAUGCAGAAUUGAACUGGCGGUCAUUUGUUCGGAUAAGUUGAAAGAGGAUUUGUAUGCUUUGUUGUGGUCCCAAGCUUGUGUGUUUGCUCAUCUAGUUUCAGUUUCUGAGGAAACUCAUUUUGAUUGUAAUGUUCUACCACAAAGGGUAGCUGACGUUGUAGCCUUUGAGGCAGUUGAUUCUUGUUUUUAAUGAAAUCCUUAUCAGUGGUUUCUAAAAAGAAAAAAAAACUCAGUGGGCACAGUGGUUGCCUUUUAUGUACUAGGUUGUUCGGCUUAAAUAUAAGCCCAGCCGAUUCAUAAAAAAAAAUUAAAUUAUACUUUUGGAUAUUCGUAAACAAGGAAUUCCUUUUUUAGCAUUCAAUACAUUUACCUCCAAUAUUUGGAAUUUCCCUUUUGGAGAGGUCUGCCUACAAAAUUUAUCGCAACGAAAAUAUAAAAUAGGCAAAAUACACUUGUAUAGCCAUAACUUUCACGUUUUUGACAAAUAUAGCCAUAACUAUUCGAAAACACAAAAUAGCCAAUUCCGUCCAUCAUUUUGACGGUGUUACUUAACAAUCUGACUAGACGGAUGGAAAUGCUGACUUGGCGACAUUUCGUCAGUUAAAGUCCACAUGGAUUAAAGGAAAAAAAAAAGCCAAAAAAAAUCAAAAAAAUAAAAAAAUAAAAAAUGCUCAUUUAGGGUUCUUAGAGACCCCAAAUUCGGGGGCCAACUCUUCAUCUCCUUACCAGCCGCCGCGAAAUUGGAAACAAAUCGGAAGCCAGCGGUAAGCACGAAUAAGAAUAAACGAAUCAGAAUCCAGUCAAAAGCACGGCGAGAUGAGGGAGAAGGUCGAGCAACCUGCUUGUUUCUUCUCGGCGGAGAUACCGCUAUGCUGGAGGAUUUCGAGGUCGACGAGAGUGAGGGACAUGAGGCCGAGAGAUAUGUGGCUGUAGGGAGCGAGCGGAGAGAUGAGCGGUGAAGGUGAGUUGGUAGAAGGUCGGCAAAUGAAAAGGAGAGAGCUUGGAGAGGAUCGCAACAGCUGCGAUGGAGUCCCGAUUGACGAGGGAUCUCCACUCCCUUCUUUCUCCAGCCGUCUCCCAACCUGCAUCGACGCCGCUGGAGGAAGAAGAGGACUCACCGCCAAGCUGCACAGGUGCUACAUGGUCUCGCUCCAAAUGACCAAACAAGCUCCAAUUCAGCAGCAACAAGCUUCAAAGCCGCCAGCAGCUACUUAUGCCAGUACCAGGGUGAAAACAGAGGAAUUGGAGCAAGCCUAGGAAACAGAGUCGAAUUGGGUGGGAUUAAAUAUGUAAAAAGGAAAAGGUGAAUGAAGGCAGAUUGAGAGAUGGGAGCAAGUCCAUCAAUUAUUUCAUUUGGACUGGGAGGGUUUUGGAUUUGGCUGAUUAUCGAGUGACAAUUUGAUGGAAGGGUUGCAACAAGAAAAACGGAGGUAGAAAGGGGUUUUGAAUUUUGAUAGAGAAGAAGUGAAGAAAAGGAAAACGAAGGAGGUUUAAGGGGUUUCAAUAGAAGGGGAGUUCAUCGGAGAACAGAUGGGGAAGGCGAAGGAGAGGAGAGAGGGAGAGGAGACUGGAUAUUGAAAAGGGAAUUUUUUUUUAAAAUUAUUUAUUAAUUUAUUAAAUAAUUUAUUUUUAAAAUAAAAUAUGACAUGGCACUUAUGUGGCAAGUGUGAUUGAGUUGUCUCUGACGUGUGUGAUGAUUUGGCAUCUUAGUCAGCCUAAUGUUAACCUAACUAAUGGAGUUUCUAACACCGUUAAAGUUUCUAACGGAAAUGGCUAGAUUUGUCACAUGACCGUCUAAUUUCUUGGCUAUUUUGUGUUUUCGAAUAGUUAUGGCUAUAUUUGUCGAAAACGUGAAAGUUAUGGCUAUACAAGUGUAUUUUGCCUUUAAAAUAUUAAAAGUUCCCUCUUAGUUAUUAGGGGGGGUAUAUAUGAAAUUGAAUUGUACGUUUCCAAUUUUAAAAAGAAUACAAAAUAUUAGAAGCUCCCUCCAAUAUUUUUAUUUUCUAUAGGUGUUUUACUUUCCCUAAAAAAUUGGAGUGCCAUGCCGCCUGAAAUUAUCACUAACUAAAAUUAAAAUAGUAAAAGUUUGCCAAUAGUUUUUGGCAGUUUAUGAGGGAGUUGAGGUGUACUUUUCAUCCGUUGAAAACAAUAAAUUGUAUUUUUGGUAUUACAAAAUUUCUGUUGGACCGACCAAAAUUUCUUCUAAAUCAAGGACCAAAGUCGAAUCGUUAUAACUUUGAUUCGGUCUGGACCAUCCUAUUGGACCGACUAAUCUUUCAUUCGAAUAAAAUCACUCUUAAAGGACAACACAAGAAUUAAAAACAUGUAACUACACGAAAAGAAAAAAUAAAAUUAUCCCAACUUAAAUACUCCACAAUUCUUAAAAACCACAUGUUCCUUUAUAUUAUGCAAAAAGCUAAACGAGAACUACUGGUAAUUAGCAUAAAUGGUCACAAAUCUUUGCACUUAGUACAAAAUAGUCACAAACCUUAAUUUGUAACCAUUUGAUAACAAAACUUUUUUACUUAGAAAAAAACGGUCACAAAUUAAACAGUGUGACCAUUUCAUACCAGUUCAAACUUUUGUUACCGUGUCGUUGUAAAGUAGACUUUUGGUGACCGUUUUGUACAAAUUAAGUUCAAAAGUUUGAACGCUCAAUCACCGUUACAAUUCACUCUAGUUGUAUGGUGGUUUUGUUAAUGUAUGUGAAUGAUAUUAUGUUGUUUAGGAUGACAAUUAGAGAACUCAAUUGCUCACAAACGGGUUCCAGACUGCUUUUUAGUUGAAAAAACUAUGUCUACUUUCUUACUUUCUUGGUAUCAAAUUGAAAGGUCAACUGAGGGAAUUCUUAUUCGGCAAAGCAAAUAUGUCGACGAACACAUGACAUGGAAUCUUAUAUGUCUUUCAUGUAGUUAGUGUCAUAUACUUAACGCACAAACUACCCGACCUCAAAACAUGACCAACAUUUAAUUUGUAACGAUUCUGUAACAAACCUUUGCGCUUAAAACAAAACGAUCAUAAAUUAAAUAGCGGUGA